This is a messenger RNA of Impatiens glandulifera, 1455 nucleotides long. Its product is annotated as transcription factor TGA2-like. Gene Ontology annotation, biological process: DNA-templated transcription; regulation of DNA-templated transcription. The coding region runs from base 1 to 1455 and encodes 484 amino acids. The record is from RefSeq and is a predicted model, not a curated record. Gene Ontology annotation, molecular function: sequence-specific DNA binding; DNA-binding transcription factor activity. The transcript has 11 exons. Lineage: Eukaryota; Viridiplantae; Streptophyta; Magnoliopsida; Ericales; Balsaminaceae.
AUGAGUUCUUCAAACAAUCAUAAUCCUCUUCAUCUCUUUCAUGAUGAUGAUUUCCAACCAUUUGAUGUUCAGUAUUCGAUGCCGUUGAAUGUUGUUCUUCCUCCCUUCGGUGGUGGUACUAUGAUUCAAUCCUCAAUCUCAUCCUCGUCCUCCGCCGCCGCCGGCGGCAGCAACUUCCUUAUGAAAGAACAAACUGGAGGAGGAAGCUAUGAUCUGAGUGAUCUAGAUGAUCACGGCCUUUUUCAUUACUUGGAUCAUGAUCAAGUACAUGCAAACCCUAAUUCCUCUAGGCAAAUCAUUCCUCAUGCUAACAAUCAGAUCAUGAAUACUUCAGAUCAGAUGAUGAUGAUGAUGCCUCCAUCCCUAAACAUUUCCCCAUCUUCUCAUAUGUAUGAUCAAUUAGUGGAUCCACCCUCAAACAUGGAUAAUAUGAUAAAUGAUGGGUUAGUUUCUCCUGCAACCACUGGUUCAAACCCCCAAACUGAUUCUUCUUCCCUUGAUCAAUCACCAACAAAAUCUAAGUCUGUCAUCAAGAAACAAAGCAAUCAGAAAGCAGGACCAUCUCUUAGAUCAGAGAAGGAAUCUCUAGAACCCAAGGUAUUGAGAAGACUUGCUCAAAACAGAGAGGCAGCAAGAAAAAGCAGGCUUAAGAAAAAGGUUUAUGUUCAGCAGCUAGAAUCUAGUAGAGUUAAGCUUACUCAGCUUGAACAAGAAUUACAAAGGGGUUUAUCUCAGGGAGGAGUUGGUGACCAAGCUGGUAAUAAUACUCUUUUUGGCAAGAAUAUUAACCCACAUGGUGGAGUCUUCAAUAUGGAAUAUGCGAGGUGGUUGCAUGAGCAGAACCGUCUUGUCGCUGAAGUUAAAGCUUUUAUCAAGCAAGACAAUGAUAAUGUUAUACCUGAUCAAAAACAGAUGAGGAUGGUUCUUGACAAAUGCAUGUUACACUAUGAAGCAUUACUUAGCCUCAAAGAUGCCAUGAUCAAAUUUGAUGUCUUUCAUUUGAUUUCUGGGGCUUGGAAAUUCCCCACAGAAAGAUCUUACAUGUGGAUUGGAGGUUUUCGUCCUUCUCAUCUCAUCAAGGUGAUAAUAAACUAUAACAUGGAGCCAUUUUGGGAUCAACCAAUAUUGGGAAUAUAUGAGUUGCAACAAAUGACACAAAAAUCCGAGCAAACUCUUAGUACCAGUUAUGAAAUGUUCAAUCUAUCGUUGUCGGAUACAAUUGGAAUGAAUUCUACUAACAACAUGACCUUGGCCAUCAACAAGCUGAGCACCAUUGAAGACUUUGUAAGACAGGCUGAACUCCUGAGAAAACAAACAAUCAACCGUCUUUACAACUUGUUGACGACUCAUCAGGCUGCAAGAUGCUUUGUUGCCAUUCAUGAUUAUUUUAAUCGACUUCGUGCUCUUGGCUCUAUCUGGAUGACAUGUCCCCGCACCAACAACGUUGCUAAAUGA